AGAGCAAGAAUUGGCGUUUAUUCUUUUACCUAACCCUGCAUUUCAUAUUUACAAGUCACUGUACUGCUUUAAACGUGAAAUAAUAAUAGUAUAGUUUUAGUAUUCUUGGGUUUAUUCAAUCUGAAUGUGGUUGUGAUAUAAAUUGCUUUUUCCAAUACAUCUGGAUUAAAUUUAAUGUUAACUGUAUAACACGUAAUAACGUAAUUUGUUAACUGUUAAAUUGGAGACAAACUUCUGUAACGUACAGAGAAUUGUUUUGAUAUCUUCUUGUCUCUACAUAAUAAUUUAUAAUGGAGUGUAUGAUUGGAAUUACUUUUAAGGACUUUGUUCUUCUUGCUGCCGACAUGACUGCAGUUCAAAGCAUUUUUGUUGUGAAAUCAGAUGACAUUAAACUACAUAAAUUGUCGGAACACCUGGUGAUGGCGGCUGUAGGAGAGUCAGGUGACAAGACACAGUUCGCAGAGUACAUCGCCAAGAACAUCCAGUUGUACAAGAUGAGGAAUGGUUACGGCCUAUCACCUGUUGCUGCUGCCAACUACACUAGACGUUCACUUGCAGAAUACCUCAGGAGCAGAACACCUUACCAAGUGAACAUGCUCAUGGGAGGGUACGACAACGAGGCAGGUCCGGUCUUGUACUUCGUCGACUACUUGGCUGCCCUUGUCAAGAUCCCGUACUAUGCCUACGGUUAUGGAGGAUAUGUUUCGUUGAGUGUGAUUGACAGAUACUAUGGCAAGGGAGACAUGACACCAGAAGAAGGCUACGAGCUAUUGAAGAAGUGCGUUGUGGAGAUCCAGAAACGUCUGGUGAUCAACCUCCCUAACUUUCAAGUUCAGAUGAUCAGCAAAGACGGCAUCGUGGAAUUACCCAACAUUACUGCAAAGACAUUAGCAGUUGAGGAAACAAAGGCAGGCUAGCCCAUGCAUAUGUUACGCUUCUUUCUAAUAAAUUAAGUUACUAAAUUUGGAUACUACAAAAA
This is a messenger RNA of Homalodisca vitripennis (glassy-winged sharpshooter), 979 nucleotides long. It is a transcript of the gene Prosbeta4, whose product is annotated as proteasome subunit beta type-2. The transcript has 4 exons. The coding region runs from base 291 to 917 and encodes 208 amino acids. The record is from RefSeq and is a predicted model, not a curated record. NCBI's taxonomy places the organism in Eukaryota, Metazoa, Arthropoda, Insecta, Hemiptera, Cicadellidae. Gene Ontology annotation, molecular function: peptidase activity. Gene Ontology annotation, cellular component: cytosol; nucleus; proteasome core complex. Gene Ontology annotation, biological process: proteasomal protein catabolic process.